Messenger RNA from Fukomys damarensis (Damara mole-rat), 4497 nucleotides. It is a transcript of the gene Wdr36, whose product is annotated as WD repeat domain 36. The record is from RefSeq and is a predicted model, not a curated record. Bases 47 to 2806 code for a protein of 919 amino acids. Gene Ontology annotation, biological process: rRNA processing. Gene Ontology annotation, molecular function: protein binding. The transcript has 23 exons. Lineage: Eukaryota; Metazoa; Chordata; Mammalia; Rodentia; Bathyergidae. Gene Ontology annotation, cellular component: Pwp2p-containing subcomplex of 90S preribosome; small-subunit processome.
GGUACCGGAAACGCCCGCGAGUCUCCAGCUCGCGAAAGGUUUUUCCAUGAGAAGUGGUGGAGGACUGAGAUCGCGGUUUCUGUCCUGUCUGGAGCUGAGAAUUGGGGCCGCAACAAAUAUGGAACGCGGCACGGAAGGCCGCACUGCCAGCGUGCUUUUUGCGGGGUUCCGGGCCUUGGGGCUUUUUAGCAAAGAUAUUCCACACGUGGUGCGGUUCAGCGCGUUGAAGCGCCGGUUCUACGUAACGACCUGCGUGGGCAAGAGCUUCCACACCUAUGACGUUCAGAAACUUAGUCUGGUUGCAGUAAGUAAUUCUGUUCCUCAAGACAUCAGCUGUAUGGCAGCUGAUGGGAAACUUGUCUUUGCUGCCUAUGGGAAUGUUUUCUCUGCAUUUGCCCGUAAUAAGGAGGUAGUACAUACCUUUAAGGGUCAUAAAGCAGAAAUCCAACUUUUACAACCCUUUGGGGAUCACAUUAUCUCUGUUGAUACCGACAGCGUUCUUAUUAUUUGGCACAUAUAUUCAGAAGAAGAAUACCUGCAGUUGACUUUUGAUAAAUCAGUUUUCAAAAUUUCUGCAAUUUUGCAUCCAAGUACCUAUUUGAAUAAAAUACUUCUGGGCAGCGAACAGGGAAGCCUGCAGUUGUGGAAUGUUAAAUCCAAUAAACUUCUGUAUACAUUUCCAGGAUGGAAAGUUGGAGUGACAGCUCUUCAGCAGGCACCAGCUGUGGAUAUUGUUGCUGUUGGUCUUAUCUCGGGUCAAAUUAUCAUUCACAACAUUAAAUUUGAUGAAACAUUAAUGAAGUUUCGUCAAGACUGGGGACCCAUUACUUCAAUUUCAUUUCGCACAGAUGGUCAUCCAGUAAUGGCAGCUGGGAGCCCGUGUGGCCAUAUUGGACUCUGGGAUCUAGAAGAUAAAAAAUUAAUCAAUCAGAUGAGAAAUGUACACUCUACAGCAAUUGCUGGACUGACUUUUCUCCAUAGAGAGCCACUUCUUGUCACAAACGGUGCUGACAAUGCUGUCAGGAUAUGGAUAUUUGAUGGUCCUGCAGGUGAAGGCCGACUUUUGAGAUUCAGAAUGGGACAUAGUGCUCCUCUUACCAAUAUCAGAUAUUAUGGACAAAAUGGACAACAAAUUCUAAGUGCAAGCCAAGAUGGAACUCUUCAGUCAUUUUCCACGGUACAUGAAAAAUUCAACAAGAGCUUGGGACAUGGAUUAAUAAAUAAAAAGAGAGUCAAGCGUAAAGGACUUCAGAAUACCAUGUCAGUAAGACUUCCACCUAUCACAAAGUUUGCAGCUGAGGCAGCUCGUGAGAGUGACUGGGAUGGUAUCAUUGCUUGCCAUCAAGGUAAGCUAUCCUGCUCAACAUGGAAUUAUCAGAGAUCUACAAUAGGCUCUUACUUUCUCAAGCCAAAAGAAUUGAAGACGGAUGACAUCACUGCGACAGCAGUGGAUAUAACUUCUUGUGGGAACUUUGCUGUAAUUGGCCUCUCAUCAGGAACUGUAGAUGUUUAUAAUAUGCAGUCUGGAAUACAUCGAGGAAGUUUUGGCAAGGAUCGAGCUCAUAAGGGAUCUGUUCGAGGUGUUGCGGUGGAUGGAUUGAACCAGUUGACCAUUACGACUGGUAGUGAAGGAUUACUCAAAUUCUGGAAUUUUAAAAGCAAAGGUUUAAUCCAUUCUGUGAGCCUUGAUUCAUCUCCAAACAUGAUGCUGCUUCAUAGGGACAGUGGCAUUUUGGGACUCGCCUUGGAUGACUUCUCCAUUAGUGUUCUGGACAUAGAAACUAGGAAGAUUGUCAGAAGGUUUUCUGGACACCAAGGCCAAAUAAAUGACAUGACUUUCAGUCCUGAUGGUCGUUGGUUAAUAAGUGCUGCAAUGGAUUGCUCCAUCAGGACUUGGGACCUUCCAUCCGGGUGCCUUAUAGACUGCUUUUUGUUGGACUCAGCUCCUCUCAAUGUUACUAUGUCCCCUACUGGAGACUUUCUAGCAACUUCCCAUGUGGACCACCUUGGAAUUUAUCUAUGGUCCAAUAUUUCCCUAUAUUCAGUCGUCUCAUUACGACCACUUCCUACAGAUUAUGUGCCUUCAGUAGUGAUGCUUCCUGGUACUUGUCAAACCCAAGAUGUAGAAGUAUCUGAAGAAAAUACAGAACCAAGUGAUGAAAUGUUAGAAUAUAGUUCGCCAGAACAGUUGAGUGAGCAAUUAGUCACUCUGUCACUUCUCCCUGAAUCACGGUGGAAAAAUCUUCUUAAUCUUGAUGUUAUUAAGAAAAAGAAUAAACCAAAGGAACCACCCAAAGUACCCAAAUCAGCACCAUUUUUUAUUCCAACAGUUCCUGGCCUUGUACCCAGAUAUGCUACACCUGAACAAAAUAAUGAUCCCCAGCAGUCUAAGGUGGUAAACCUUGGAAUUCUGGCUCAAAAAUCAGAGUUCUGCUUGAAACUUGAAGAAGGACUGCUAAAUAAUAAGUAUGAAACUGCUCUCAACCUUCUAAAAGAAUUAGGCCCAUCAGGAAUUGAAACAGAGCUGCGAAAUUUGUCUCCUGACGGUGGUGGAUCUAUAGAAGUUAUGCAGAGUUUCUUGAAAAUGAUUGGGUUGAUGUUGGAAGGGAAGCGUGACUUUGAGUUAGCCCAGGCAUACCUUGCAUUAUUUCUAAAGUUACACCUUAAAAUGCUUCCUUCAGAACCAGUAAUCCUAGAAGAAAUGACAAAAUUAUUAUCACAGGUGGAAGAAAAUUGGAUUCAUUUGCAGUCACUCUUCAAUCAGAGCAUGUGUGUUUUAAAUUAUAUCAAAAGUGCUUUGUUAUAAACUUAAGUGAUUAAAGAAAUCAAAGACAUGUAUUAAAUGGGUUCGUUUGAACUCAUCUUUGUUUUUCAGGUUUAAUGUGAAAAGAAGUGCUAGCAGUACUUACCAAGUCAAUAAUUCUCUUUUAAAUCUGAAUACUUUCUUGAAAUAAAAUUAUACCUGCCCUUUGUUUCGAAGACCUAAAGAAUCUACUCAAGUGACUUAUUUUGAAUUUUGUCAAAUUAGUUGUAAAACAAUUUUUGAUUGUUAUUACCAGCAUGUAUUUUUGAGUAUGUUACAAAUAAGAGAUGACUGCAUGUGCAGUGUGAAACUGUGCUGACUGCAUUGAAGAUACCAGAUAAAACAGAUCUGUAACAUUUUUAAAAUGCCCAUGAUAUGAAGAUAAAAGUUUUUUUCCUUCAUGGCUUUUGAUGAAGGCCAGUUGUUAAAGUGGCGGUCAGAUCAGAUGUCUUUUGGUAUACGCUUCUUCUGUUCAGAGGAGUUAGGAUGCAGUCAGCUGGGUUCGCUGAUGAUCUAACCUUCUAACACAUGUCUAGUGUUCUCUCCAUUGUUGUGUUCUGAAGGAAAUUGUUCUUGGAUCAGAAAUGUCAGAGGUGCUUGCCCAUCUGAGGCAGAUUGCUGUAGGAAGAGGUUGAACAGAUACCUGGCAUAGCAAGAGGAAAUUCCAAACUCCAUUGAAGGUUGUCCUUCACAGGUUUUUCUUUCUUCAUUAAUGACUUGUUUAUUUGGCAAGAAACUGACUACCUUUCUCUCACAGAUGUGAAGCACAGUAGUUCUGGCAGUUUUCUCUUAUUAUUUUCUUUUGUAUGGUUCAAUUCUUCAGCAAUAUGUAAAUGAAAAAUAAGCAGUUCUUCAAAAUACAGUUUUAAAAACUGUUUUUGGUUUCUACACUCAAAAAUUGUUUCACUCCUAAAAUGGAGUUGGUUGGAUUUGUACCACCACCACAAUCUGGCUGGGUUUGAUCACCAAUAACAUUCUUGGUCAACAUUAGGAUAAAAGAGUUUACAAACUAAUUUACAGACAAGGGCAGUCAUUAAAAGGAGCUGGUCAAUGAGAAAUUUAAUAUUAAAGCAUUUUUAUUUAAAUCGCUUAUGGUAGAAUUAGUUAACUAAGGAAAUAAACCAAUCUAGCUUUAAACUCAUUUACUUUGAAAUUGUAUAUGUCAGUUUUUUACUAAAAUAUUAGUAAUAAUUUAAGUUCUGACUUUUAAACUACUGUAUUUUCCUUUUGUCUCAAAUACAGUGAAGAUAAGGCAAAAAUUUAGUACAUAAUCAUGUACCUUGUAAAGACUGUAACAAUACCAACAUAAGAACUAUGAACAAAAAUUGUAUUUCUUUUGUAAAUUAUGAAUUGAACUUUCUUGUCUUUCAAAUGAAUAUAGAGUUGAAAAUGUUAUUUUUAUUGGCAAUAUCUUUAGGUAGUAUUUCCACAUUAUUUUAGCAGGUAUCCCUUCUAGAACCUUUCCUGUGUGUUUGCUGUCAAGGGACAGAGUGCCAGAGAUACAUAAAAGUAUAAUUGUGUGUCUGUAUUUUUCUUAAAAUGUCAGUCUGUGCAUACUGCUUUAAAUUAAACUUUAAACUACAUGUGUAAAUAUAUGACUAAUUUUAUUGUAAAAAGAUCAGUCACGUUUUUUGACAGCAGGUAUAAAAUGUAUAGUUCUGGUUUUUACAUAAAGAUAUGUUUCUCAUUCUGCA